Messenger RNA from Aureobasidium subglaciale EXF-2481, 948 nucleotides. RefSeq lists its product as uncharacterized. Gene Ontology annotation, biological process: proteasome-mediated ubiquitin-dependent protein catabolic process; protein deubiquitination. Gene Ontology annotation, cellular component: proteasome regulatory particle, lid subcomplex. The record is from RefSeq and is a predicted model, not a curated record. Lineage: Eukaryota; Fungi; Ascomycota; Dothideomycetes; Dothideales; Saccotheciaceae. The transcript has 3 exons. Bases 1 to 948 code for a protein of 315 amino acids. Gene Ontology annotation, molecular function: proteasome binding; protein binding; metallopeptidase activity.
AUGCAACAGGACGGCAACGUCGUCGACAACUCCGAAACCGUCUACAUCUCAUCCCUCGCCCUCCUCAAGAUGCUGCGCCAUGGAAGGGCUGGUGUACCCAUGGAAGUCAUGGGUCUGAUGCUGGGCGAGUUUGUCGACGACUACACGGUCCGCGUCGUCGAUGUCUUUGCCAUGCCCCAGAGCGGUACUGGUGUUUCGGUCGAGGCUGUUGACCCCGUCUUCCAAACAAAGAUGAUGGACAUGCUGCGUCAGACUGGUCGCCCGGAGACUGUCGUCGGCUGGUACCACUCACAUCCUGGUUUCGGCUGCUGGUUGUCAAGCGUCGAUAUCAACACACAACAGUCCUUCGAACAACUCACCCCUCGCGCCGUCGCCGUCGUCAUCGAUCCCAUCCAAUCCGUCAAGGGCAAAGUCGUCAUCGACGCCUUCCGCCUCAUCAACCCCCAGACUCUAAUGCUUGGUCAAGAGCCUCGCCAGACUACCUCCAACGUUGGUCACCUCAACAAGCCCUCUAUUCAAGCCUUGAUCCAUGGUCUCAACCGUCACUACUACAGCAUCGCCGUUGGCUAUCUCAAGGUCGGUGGUGAGGAAGCUAUGCUCAUGAACCUGCACAAGAGCGUCUGGACAGAGGCUUUGGAAAUGCCCGACUUCAAGUCCGAGGGUGAUCGCACAUUGGAGAAGCUGAACAAGCUCGUCAGCUUGGCAGAGGGUUAUGAGAAGCGUGUCAAGGAGGAGACCGAGUUGACUAAGGAUCAACUACGUACGAGAUAUGUCGGCAAGGUCGAUCCCAAGAAGCACAUCGAAACUCUCGGCCAAGAUCUGCUCGAAGACAAUAUCGUAUCCGUAUCACGCCAGAUGAUCGACAAGGAAGCCGCCGUGCCUUCGGCCUGUCGCAUUGAAGCUGUCGACGACGAUGCCGACACCAUGGCUGUGGAUCAGACCGCAUAG